GCGUGUUGCGGUGUUGGUCGUUUUGUUGUUUUAAUUUCAACAUCAUGAUCGUGGAAUAGAGAGUGCGUGGUGUAUUUAUAAAUGAACGCAAAUAACUUAGCUUUAAUUGAUCGUCCAGACUUUAAAAUUGUGAUACUUAUUUUCAUAAUACUUAAAUUUACUGUGUUAAUAUUUAAAGAUUUAAAUAAGACUGCCAAAGUGCCAAACCGAAUUAAGCCUAAAAACAAUUCAAACUUCGAAGUUUUGUUUCAAAUUUUGAGGCUAUUUUUAACAGAGAAAAAGAAGAAUAAAGUGGAAACUUUACAUACAUAAUGGAUUUUACUAAAGAACGUCUUAAUCCCAAUCCAAGAGAGAAGGCGACGCCUUUCGGCCUGCUUUUCUUCACAUAUACAAUAGGAAUGUUUAGAAAAGGAUAUUCAAAGACAUUUGAAGUGGAUGACUUAUAUAAUCCAAUCAAAAGUGAUAGAAGUAAGAUUUUAGGUGAUAGAUUAGAAAGAUCAUGGAAUAAUAUUUAUGAAAAAUCCGUCCAAAAAAAUCGAAAACCUAGUCUUUUAUUCGCUAUGAUUGCUUCAUUUUGGCCGGAAUAUACAAUUUUAGGAAUUAUAUUAGUUAUAAUGAACACAUCCUCUUUAUUACAACCUAUAAUGUUAGGAAAACUAUUAAAUUAUUUUAGGGAUGAUAGUGAUAUCACAAAGAAUCAAGCAUUUUUAUAUGCUGGAGCCGUAGUUUCUUGUAUAUUUAUUACUAGUUUAAUGAAUAAUCAUGUUUUUAUGGGUGGUUUUCAUUAUGGAAUGAAACUGAGAGCAGCAUGUUGUGCACUUAUAUACAGAAAG
Molecule: messenger RNA, 833 nt
Organism: Sitophilus oryzae (rice weevil)
Lineage: Eukaryota; Metazoa; Arthropoda; Insecta; Coleoptera; Curculionidae
Product: multidrug resistance-associated protein 4-like
Exons: 5
Biological process (GO): transmembrane transport
Cellular component (GO): membrane
Molecular function (GO): ATP binding; ATPase-coupled transmembrane transporter activity
Source: RefSeq, a predicted model, not a curated record